Messenger RNA from Lymnaea stagnalis (great pond snail), 1885 nucleotides. The record is from the annotation of a GenBank genome assembly. NCBI's taxonomy places the organism in Eukaryota, Metazoa, Mollusca, Gastropoda, Lymnaeidae.
CAGAAUAGGAACUAGAGCUGUCAACCGCACCCUUUACCCUUGUCUUCUGACACAGAUGGCUCGAACAGCCAACACAGGGGCAAGGGCUUGUCUGUUGACUGAAGACAAGGGCAGUCUAAUUAAGGUAAGAGUUCAUUUAAAAAAUAAAAAAAAACAUUAAAAAAAAUAAAGUGAAUACAUAUUUAGUAUUGCAAUGGAAUAAAAAAUUUAUCGAAUAAUUAAUGUAAUACAGUAGAAUUCUGCGUGAAGGCAUCCCACUGUAAUACAAAUUACCAUACAACACUGUCAUGGCAUAGCUCCUGAAAUUUCGUACAUUCAUUUACACACAAAAAGUUCUUGAAAAAUAACAUUAAUAAAUUUGUAUUCUUGUACAAAACAUUGACCAGUCCACUAAAACUUAAAACUAAUCCAUCUUCAACACCACAUAGCUAACUCACCACAAGCAAAAAAAUGAAAUCAACUAUCUUACUAAUUUUUUUAAAUCCUCACACUAUUUGCAUGGAAUGUUAUUAAAACCUUGUAAUAACAUGAACCAGCAGUUAACGAGAUAUGAUUUUAUGGACCCCCAAUAAUCUCUCAAUAGCUUGUUUAUACUUAUCCAAAAAAAGGUAUAAAAUAAACCAUUUCUACGUGCAGUGCCCGGAAGCUUGCUAUUUCUAAAUCUGGUUGUAGGAAACUCUUCAAUAUUUAUGUGCAAAUUUUAAAAGAUAUUUUUCUGUCACUUGCUUACAGGCCAUCCAGACUUUGGGAAGGUACUGGCAACGACGGCUUGUUUUGAGCAUCAACAUUGGAGGGUUGUCAGGAUUUGUCUUCCUUCUUACCCGAACCACUGCAUCCAUGACCUCAACAGCAGGUACCUGGCACCAAUAUCAGCAUGAAACUGUGGAUGAUGUUGUGAAAAAUACUAGUGUUGACCCACAAAGCAACUUUAUCAAGGAUGAAUUUGGCUGUGGGGAUAGUGUAAUUUCUCCAACAACACUGCGCACGGAUGCUGACGGAAGGGACACAGAUUCUAGCAGUGAAGGAAGCAGAGUAGAGCCACCAAAUCCAUUCCAGUAUGAAAGCAGUAGUGGAGAGACAGUCCUUCCCACUACUGCUGUAGAUUCCUCUGAUACCCUUAAUCUUCAACGUACAGAUGCAGAUGGCAAUACCUUUUGUGACUAAUUAUGAUCAAUCUUAAAUCCAUGCAUUAGUUUUAUUUCAUCAAGUUAAAAUUACUAAUGCAAAAUUGAGAGGGGUGGCGGCAAUGUGCCUUAUCAUCCCAGUUUUUGUUUUGUUAUUGUUGAAUUUUUUUUUCUUUUUUACCAACAAGGAUGUUUAUCCGAUGAGAAGGUAUAAACCAUAUUUAUUGUGUUUAUUUUGUUAAAAUUAUUAAUUCAAAUUGUUUAAAAAUAUUAAUUGCUACUUUUGAAAUGUUAAAUUUGUUUAUUUCUCAAGGCAAAUAAGCUAAUAAGUAUUGCAGUUAUUCUUAAUUUUUAAAAGUAGUGUUAAAGCUGAGUUUUCUGCACUGUCCUUACAAUUAAUAAUUAAGUACAUUUAAAAUUUGUUCAAUGCAAUUUGAUUUUUUACAUUCUUUGAUAAUUCUUUUGAUUCCAGUAAUUUAACAGACUGUAGUGAUCUGUGGAAAUACUCAAAUCUAGUCAAAUUUUUAAUUGAAUGAUGUUUGAAAGACACAUUGUUGUUAACUGUUGCUUUAAACUUUAAUGAGAAUUACUCAAAUUAGUUCAACUAUUGUUUUGGGGGAAAAAACACCAUUUUAAAUAAAAAUAAUAAUUUUUGUUGUGAAAUAUUUUUUUACCUUUUUGUUUUUACAAUUUCUAAAACUAAAAUAUAUGUUGUUGCAUUUUCAUGAAGAAAACUAAUACAAAAUAAGACUUAAACUAAC